AUCGCAACUAAACAGUAUACUCUUCAAGUUACAUGUAAACUGAAGCAACACUAAGGUUUCAAGACAACAUAUCUUUAGAAGACAAACAGUUACAACGGAAACUGAAUAAUAUAGGCAGAUAUGGAGAUAACACCAGGACUAGAAUCCUAUGAACUGAUGGAAAACAUGUCUGAAAAUGGAACGCAGCGGGUCCUUUCAAUUUAUGAGGAAUACGGAUACUUCAAUGUUAUUAUUGUUUCAACACUAUUUUCAGUGAUUGCCAUUGUAGGACUUACAGGAAACGCCAUGAUCUUUGUUGCUGUGGGGUUAUCUUGCAAACUCCAUAACAUAACCAAUGCUUUUAUUGUCAACCUGAGCAUUUGUGACUUUUUAACAUGUGUUCUCCUGCCCUUCCAAGCGGCUGCUGUGAUAUCAGAGGAUGGAUGGCCUCUUGCAGAUUGGUUCUGUUAUGUCAUAGCAUCUCUUACCAUCAUCUUCCCCACUGCUAGCAUAUUGAACCUGACUUUGAUAAGUCUCAAUAGAUACAUAUUGAUUACCAAGCCUCGCAAGCUCUACAUGAAGGUGUAUACCCAUCACAAGGUUGCCUGGAUGAUUGCCUUGACAUGGCUCUUUCCAUUCUUCUUCCUUCUCAUGCCUCAAUUCUUUCUGGGUGGAAUGGGUUACCGCCAAAAGUUCAGGGUCUGCAUCUGGAACUCUGAGCACAAACUUGCUCAGAUAUUUCAGGGGAUUGGUGCCCUUGCAUUUAUCCUUUCUACUGUCAUCAUUAUCUUCUCCUACGUAUCCAUCUUCUGCUUCGUCCGACGACAUAUGCGCAUGAUGGCCAACAAAGAAGAGAGCAAUGACAUAACAACAUCAGUAAACACCAUUGAGAGUACUCUUAAUAAUAAAGAAGGGAAUAGAAUCAAAUCAUAUAGAUCAGCUAUAAAGAAGAAAACAAUUAGUAACAAACAAAUUGAGAUCACUAAGAACCUCUGUGUAGUAGUUGUCACAUUCUUCAUCUGCACCUUGCCUUACUCAAUUCACCUUCCAACAAAAAUAUAUGAUAUGCGGGGUACCUACUUGGGAAUCUUACUGAACUCCCAUGCUUGCAUAAAUCCCAUUAUUUAUGCAGCGAAGCAUCCACAUUUCAAGAUCAUCUUCCAUUGCAUGUUUCGAUGCAAAUACUCCGAUAUUCCAGCACCUUCAGUGGGACUGAGGAAAACUUUGAAUGUUACAUCAUUGGCAACAGUUAACAGCAGCACUGAUGGAAGAUUUGCCUGAGAUAGCAAUAGGAAAAACCUGAUAUAACUGUUUGAAGGGGCUUACAGUUGCCUCACUGAGCACAGUCAUGAACUAUACACCUAUAUCUAUUGAUCUUCUACCAAAUACCAAAUUAUAAAGUAUUUAAAACCUUCAAAAACUAGCUGGUACUACCAAGUAAUAAGAAUGACAAAGAAGUCAGUAGUCAAUAUUUACAAGACUUCUGAAUAGCAAUCAAUGUACAACAGACAUUCAUCAUUCAAUAGUCAACCACACAUUGCCUGAUCAAAGACCUAAUGUAAACUAGCAACAUGCUAUCACAGCCUUAUAAUAUAUACAUAUGUAUAAUCUGGAUCCACCAAGUGAAUUAUGGAUUUUCUAUCUACACUUAUUCAAAGUACAACUGCCCCUGACUAAUAGAUAGCUCUAAUAUAGACAUUAGAGAAACUGGUUACAAAACAAAAUAGAAUAGUUCGAAUCGUAGCUGGAGCAAGCCCAAGAUCAAAAGUUGUUACACUAUACUCAGAGCUUAAGCUGCUAAAUAAAAAAAAAUAUUAUUACCUUCUAGCAAUGUAUUUUAUUUAUCAGUGUAUUAACCAGCUUAUGCCUGUUUAUUUUUCUCAGUUGUUUGAUACAAACCAGAAUUUAAAAAAUACAAUACAUGCUCCUCUUCAUUAAUAAAUUUGCCAAGACACAGGACGUGUUCUUAUCAACAUAGUAUUUGUUUUAUAGGUUCGAAAAUGUAGUACAAUUUAUCUAAAGACAUCAGAAAUGCACCAUCUUUGAAUUACUUUAAGACAAAGCUUAAGGAAAAACUUAUGUCCAGUCCCUAAAUUGAGUGAUUUAGUUAGUUUUACAUGUAGUUGUGUGACAAUUUAUUUACUGUUUCAUUGAUAAAUAUGUAUAAAGUUGCCACGUUUCUUAUAAUUUGAUUCCAGUGAUGCAAAAAUCCUGUGGAAAUUCCUGCUAAAUAUCUUUAAACAUUGAGAAGAACUAAUAAACUUGCAGCGAAUUUCAGCAUGGACUUUCUUUCACACUUGCAAAGUACCUGUUAUAUUUCUGAUCUUGGCAAAAUGUUCUGUGAUAAAAAAGGUUUGCACUUAAAGAUAGUUGAGUAGAUUAAAUGAUGGAAGUGCAAUACUUACUCAUUUAACAAAGAACUUUACAAAUAAACCUUCUACAUUGUGUCUGUAAAAAAAAUCUACCUGUUCAAAAGUGAAAAAAUUUGUCAAAACCCUCUGACAUUAUUAAGGUCCUAUUUAGCCCUCACUGACAUUCCAUUGUCUAUCUUGUAUAAAGUCUAGUCUCAAUCUUUUCAGAGGGUAUGUUUAGUUGGUGCCCAUAUUAAAAAAAAAAAUAGGAGAGAAGUAAUUGCUAGAGGGUAUUCAUUUGUCUCGCAAUCUACUAUGGUCAACAAGGAAAUUCGUGAUCACUCUCGCAAAAAGUGUUCACUAGCUUUCUAGGAAAUUCGUGAUCACUCUCGCAAAAAGUGUUCACUAGCUUACAAGUUCACGAGCUUUCGAGUGCCGCUGCAACUCUUUAUCAAGUGACGAAAAUUAUCUGAUACGGUAGUCAAUUUAUACCAAUCCCCAGGACCGUACGCACGAACGCGGGAACAAUAGGUGGGCACUGAUCCGUUAUGUGAUUGGUAGGAGAGAAGUAGUCGAAGCAGCUAAGUAGCAUUUAUUAUUCGAGAGUGUAUUAUCAAUUCAUAAUUGAAGUUUAUGCUCUCUAAAUGCAAGAGCUAAUCUGGUCCGUAAUCACACUCCUCUCAGGGUAAGACAAGGGACAAGUCGUUUUGGAGUGGGAUUUGCAUCUUUCGAGAAAGCAUUAAAGAUUCUUCUGGAGUGCACUAUGCAUAUUUUUAGAUAUUUUCACUCCAGAAGAAGCUGUAAUCCACUCUCAAAAGAUAAAAAACACUCCAAAAUGACUGGUCCCUUGUCUCACUCUGAGAGGAUUGUGAUUCAAAAAGAAAUUAGCUCUUUUGCAUUUAGAGUGUAGUUUAAAUAUAAUAUUCAGGACAUGAAACCUGUAAUUCAAAACAAAAUAGUACAUAUAAAAUGUCUUUUGGUGAUUGGUACUUUAUGAGCAAUCGUAUUUAUCUGAUAUUUUGUCAGUAAUCACAAUUUGAAGUUAAGUCAUGCUAUUACUUGUUUGAGAAUUUACAAAUAUAUUCCUUCCUU
Lytechinus pictus (painted urchin) is the source of this 3422-nucleotide messenger RNA. RefSeq names its product 5-hydroxytryptamine receptor 1F-like. The transcript is spliced from 2 exons. NCBI's taxonomy places the organism in Eukaryota, Metazoa, Echinodermata, Echinoidea, Temnopleuroida, Toxopneustidae. Gene Ontology annotation, cellular component: membrane. The coding region runs from base 121 to 1260 and encodes 379 amino acids. The record is from RefSeq and is a predicted model, not a curated record. Gene Ontology annotation, biological process: G protein-coupled receptor signaling pathway. Gene Ontology annotation, molecular function: G protein-coupled receptor activity.